Molecule: messenger RNA, 2063 nt
Organism: Sinocyclocheilus grahami
Lineage: Eukaryota; Metazoa; Chordata; Actinopteri; Cypriniformes; Cyprinidae
Product: voltage-dependent calcium channel gamma-4 subunit-like
Exons: 6
Coding region: 1-1137 (378 amino acids)
Biological process (GO): neurotransmitter receptor internalization; regulation of AMPA receptor activity; positive regulation of synaptic transmission, glutamatergic
Cellular component (GO): voltage-gated calcium channel complex; postsynaptic density membrane; AMPA glutamate receptor complex
Molecular function (GO): channel regulator activity; voltage-gated calcium channel activity
Source: RefSeq, a predicted model, not a curated record
AUGGACUAUGCCCGAACGCUCCCUGAUAGUUCAGCAGCUAGCAGCGUCAUUCAAGCUGGGGACUUCACGUCCCCUCAGGGCUUUCCAGAGGAUGCUCAGCCUAAUUUUGGCCACUUCCUCUGUGAUUCCUCUGGGCCUGCUUCACAUGCGGCCCCUCCUGUAUUGGCUCAAGGUCCAUGUCUCGUCCCACGCUUGGGCGCCUGGGACUUUUUCAUCUCAGGAUGGCUCAACGCCUUCUUUCCUGGUGGCCCCACUCUGGAGGAAUCAGACGUGGUUCCCCAAGUUGAUUCAGCUGCUAUCGGCAGCCCCUGGCAGAUACCACUGAGGAAGGACCUCCUCUCACAACUCAGUCUCAGCCGCCAUUCUCGAGAGUACCGCUACGCAUGUCAUGGUCUCAACAAAGGAAGUUGUUACCGAAUCAAUCAUUUCCCAGAUGACAAUGAUUAUGACACUGACAGCUCUGAAUAUCUCUUACGUGUUGUGCGCGCCUCCAGUGUGUUCCCCAUCCUCAGUACCAUUCUGCUGUUGCUGGGGGCGCUGUGUGUCGGUGUAGGACGCAUCUACAGCAAGAGGAACAACAUAUUACUCAGCGCAGGGAUACUAUUUGUGGCAGCAGGUUUGAGCAACAUUAUCGGUAUAAUCGUCUACAUCUCCAGUAAUGCUGGUGACCCCAGUGACAAACGAGACGAAGACAAGAAGAACCAGUACAACUAUGGUUGGUCAUUCUACUUUGGAGCACUCUCUUUCAUUGUUGCUGAGGCGGUGGCUGUUAUGGCUGUCAGUAUCUACAUUGAGAAGAACAAAGAAGUGCAGUUCAAAGCACGCCGUGAGUUCAUCAAGUCUACCUCGUCCUCUUCGCCGUAUUCUCGCAUACCCAGCUUUCGCUACCGUCGACGGCACUCUCGCUCCAGCUCUCGCUCAACGGAAGCAUCCCGUGAGGCAUCACCAGUGGGUAUGAAGAUGAUGAGCUCGGUUCCCAUAGGAGAGAUCAACAUGUACACAUUGACAAGAGACCCUCUCAAGUCAGGGACAGACAGCUCCUAUAGCCCAGAGCACGAUUCAGGAUUCCUCCAAGUGCACAACUGCUUUCCCAAAGACCUUAAUGAUGGUAUCAACAGGAGGACAACACCUGUAUGAGGUCACACUGGAACGAAAGAGAUAAAGUUAAGGCCAUACUGAAUGGAUAGCCAUCAGUGCUCAGUGGCCUGUGGCAGAUGCCAGUGGAAGGGAUUCUUAUUCGUGAAGCCAGUCAACCAAUGACGGUGAAGGAGAAGCACUGUGUUAAGAGGGAAAGAUUUCAUCUCGACAUUCAACAACCAUUGCGAACACGCUAAUUUGUUUUUCUUCUUGUGUUGCUCCUCACAUAUAAACAGGAACUCUCAGAGAGACCCAUCUCACAUCAAAGGGCAAGACAUGCAAAUGUAAAAUGGAUGGUCUUUGGCAGUGCUUCAGAUAUUAAGGACUUAAAGUAAGCCAGUCCAUUCCCUUGGUUGAUAAAUAUAUUUGUGUUUGUCAGUACAGUGCCAUACUCUCAAUGUAUACCAAUGUGAUAAUGACUCUCACAGUAUGAGAGGGUGCUAACGUAGGCUCACAGCUGAAGCCUUCCCAUUAUUGUGUGUUCAGUACAGACUCGAGCUGAAUACUGAACGCCCUUGUUCGUGUUAUAUGUUUGUUGCCACAGUUGUCUAACCCUAUUCAGUGUGCCUAUCAUCUUGGCAGUGUCAACUGCUCAGACUUUUUCUGGAGCCACUCCAGUUUCCUCUGUUUUCAUUGUUGUACAACUAGAAAUAUCAGUUGAAUUACUAAAUAAUCACUGGGAAAAUUUAGUUUAGUAGAUUUAUGACUACUAAUUGUGUAUAAACACCCUGCUGAAAAGACCAGCUUGGAUUUUCAUGAUGUUCUCACUGGUUUGUUCUGGUCUGGUGCUUUCUUAACUGGCGAACCUGCUUAGACAUGCCGUUCAUCAGUAAAACUUGACCAAGGAAGUCUAGCUGGUUACAGUCAGCAUGAAAUAUCAUUUGCAACCCAUUUUAUUUUUGUCAUAUAACGUAUUUCUGAGUGAA